AAACACCAGACGCUUUCAGUGUCACUGCCAAAUAAAUAAUUAACUGAAAUGUACCAUAUUCCACGAACGAUUCAGCCCCGAUUAAAUACAUAAAUUAUGUACGGUACCUCUAAAUCAUCGUCAUCAACGGCUCUGGCGAUUGUGAGAACGACGCGGUAUAUUUCUUUGUCCUGUGGCUGCAGCGCAUCUUUCGUAACAGGGUGUCGGGUUCUCGAAGUUGGCAGAGAGAGGAUCUUCUAACUAACCUAACCGUCAGACGGUGUUGGGUGACGAAAACAUUACUGAGAAAACUUGGGAGACUCAUUUUAUUAAACGUGAUUCGACACUUCUUCAUUGGAGUUAUUAUUGAUCUCCAUCCGCCCGUCCCGCGCGACAGGUAAUGUGACGGAUUCCUAGUUUGGCGCGAAGAGGAGACCGUCACCUGGCAGGGCGCGCUGGGGAGGAAGGACGCGGUAAAACAGUGGCGGAGAGGAUUGCCUCUUGCAGGAUACUAUAGAGACGAAGAGGAGUGUAUCGUCCAUUCGCCUGUGGAUUUAUGCUGUAUAGGCUACCCCAUAACCAACUUUGAAAAGGCUACUAGGCUGUUUGUUAUUCUAGUACCCUAAAGACGUUAAUAACGGCAGAAUGCAGCAGCCAACGGCACAACAAACUCCACUACAAACAACAACAGAUGUCCUGGACCCCGCAGCUCAGUAUAUGAAGCGUCGGAGGACAGCGUUAUGGGUGACCAUCUCCCUGUUGUCUCUGUCUGUGGUGGUUCUGGUGGUGGGACUGGUCUCUGCCACCCGUACCGGGAACGUGGCUGUCGCUGGAUACUACCCUGGCAUCACCCUGAGUUUCGGAGCGUUCUUAGGGAUCGUUGGAAUUAAUUUGCUAGAGAAUCGAAGACCCAUGCUCAUGGCAGCCAUCAUCUUCAUCAGUAUGGGAGUCAUCGCUUCCUUUUUCUGUGCCAUCGUGGACGGAAUCAUCGCGGCUGAGUUCAUAGACAGGAGGCCGCUGUUGGAGGACAGGUGUGAGUUCUACGCCAGUGGAUCAGGGUACGCCUACGACAACUAUUAUACUGAGGUAAAGUGCAGAUCAUUCAACAGUGAGUGUAAAGUGAGAAUGAAGAGCAACACCUGCUACUGCUGUGACCUGUACAGCUGUGAGAGUCCAGACUACCAUACCCAGUACUAUGAGUUCACGGGGGUGAGUAGCUGCUGGGAUGUGGUCCAUCUCCAUCGUCUGCUGUGGGUCUGUGUGGUGCUCAACAUAAUGGGCCUGUUCCUGGGAAUCAUCACAGCUGCUAUACUGGGGGCUUACAAGGACCUGGCUCCUGCCCCCCAGAUGUCCCCCAGUCCCACCCCACCCCCCCACAUCAUGUAUAACCCCACUCAGCACGUGGUGACCUACGCUGGCUUCUGCCCCAACGGACAGGCCCUGCCCGCCUACCCCAACUACCCCGCUUUGCCCAUGCAGCACCACAGCAGUUACCAGGCCCCCUCCACCCCCCAGCCCGGCCUGGAGAUGACCCUGACCCCCUCCUCUCCGUCAGAGGAGAGCCAGAGCCAGCCUUCCUCCCAGGCCCCCAGCCAGCCCACCUUCCAGACUGGCUCCCAGGACCCUGGUCAGGGUUACAUGCUAACACCCAACGCCCCUUCCCUCUACCCUGGCCCCGUCUACGGGCCCUCCGGCUUCGAGAAGCCCCCUCCUUAUGCAUGCUGAAUGCCAACCUGACCUUUAACCUUUGACCUAUAGGCCAGGGUAAGAGAGGCUAAUGUCCAGAAACAACCCCUAGCCUCUGUCACCUGGUCAGCACAGACAUGAAGGAAUCAGCUAGGUGUGACAGCUUCCAUAUAUCCUUUCAAUCAAUCAGAUAUGGCUUCCAUAUAACAAAUAUAUCCUUCCAAUCAUUGCUUCUUACGGCCAGCUAUGUGAUUCCUUUAGAUCUGCACACAACAACGAGUUAGGGAAUAAAAGGGACUAGGAUACAUGGGACUAGGGGAAAAGGGACUAGGAUAAAGGACUAGGGCUUCUUUCUGGACUAGGCCAGAUAAUGUAGCACAAUCAGGGUUGGGUAGGUUACUUUUAAAAUGUACCUGUCCAAAAUGGUAAUUAUUGGAUUACUCAAACACAGUAAAGUAAUCUGAUUACUUUUACUGUUGCAAUUAGAUUAGAGGCAUUUGAAGGAGAUAAACUGGCAUACUACCAAUUGAACAACAUUUAUUGCAGGAUAAAUCAAUGGGAAGAGGUCCAGAAACAGCCCCUAGCCUCUUACCUGGUUAGCAGUUAGCACAGACCUGAAGGAACCAGAUGGUGUGACGGCUUCCAUUUACCCUUCCAAUCAAUCAGAUAUGGCUUCCAUAUACCUUUACAAUCAAUCCGAUAUGGCUUCCAUAUACCCUUCCAAUCAAUCAGAUAUGGCUUCCAUAUACCCUUCCAAUCAAUCAGAUAUGGCUUCCAUAUACCUUUACAAUCAAUCAGAUAUGGCUUCCAUAUACCCUUCCAAUAAAUCAGAUAUGGCUUCCAUAUACCCUUCCAAUCAAUCAGAUAUGGCUUCCAUUUACCCUUCCAAUAAAUCAGAUAUGGCUUCCAUUUACCCUUCCAAUCAAUCAG
This is a messenger RNA of Salvelinus fontinalis (brook trout), 2595 nucleotides long. Its product is annotated as transmembrane protein 255B-like. The transcript is spliced from 9 exons. Lineage: Eukaryota; Metazoa; Chordata; Actinopteri; Salmoniformes; Salmonidae. The coding region runs from base 625 to 1704 and encodes 359 amino acids. The record is from RefSeq and is a predicted model, not a curated record.